AUGGGUGCAGGGGACGAAGAUGUUGGUGGAGGAGCCGAACCUACCAGCUCACACGCUGCUCACGAUGGUGCUGGCAUUUCCACUGGCUCAGAAAAUCCUAUCGGUGGAGACGAGUACCAGACUGAAGUACGUGACGUCCGCGCUUGGGAUGAGACCGUGUCAGGUUUCGUCACACUCGACGACUUGGUACCGCACGGAGCAGCACGCUCUGCCAUCAUGGAUGUGGUCAAGAGGCUGAACGAUGGCAAGAAGCAACGCCUGCAGGCCUUCCUGAGGUCCUCCAGGGAGAAAGAUCGCCGCGCAGAACAUGAUCCACAGUGUCUUACGUGUCGCCACAUCAACUUCAAGGCCACCGAGUGCAAGGAAAAUGGGUUUCCAGACGACAAUCACGCGUGCCAUGUCUGUAUAGCCGAGAAGGCCAACCAUCCCUGCUGCAAGCUGUACAGGGAGCCCAGCAGCAAGUGGUAUAUCGGCUUUCUUCCGCUGCCACCGCCAAUCGCGAGUCGAACGCGCCGCAAGACAACAAGUACUGGGUGGCGACGAAAGUCAAAGCCUCUAAGGCCAAAACUGCCGCACCGGCUCGCCAUUCGGAGCGUAACAAGAAGAAGAGUCAGGCAUGAGCAACGUGAGGGCUUCCAGGGUGGUCUAUGA
Molecule: messenger RNA, 651 nt
Organism: Ascochyta rabiei
Lineage: Eukaryota; Fungi; Ascomycota; Dothideomycetes; Pleosporales; Didymellaceae
Exons: 1
Coding region: 1-651 (216 amino acids)
Source: RefSeq, a predicted model, not a curated record